Messenger RNA from Chrysochloris asiatica (Cape golden mole), 1181 nucleotides. RefSeq names its product carbohydrate sulfotransferase 10 (gene CHST10). Bases 28 to 1098 code for a protein of 356 amino acids. Gene Ontology annotation, biological process: proteoglycan biosynthetic process; carbohydrate biosynthetic process. The record is from RefSeq and is a predicted model, not a curated record. NCBI's taxonomy places the organism in Eukaryota, Metazoa, Chordata, Mammalia, Afrosoricida, Chrysochloridae. Gene Ontology annotation, molecular function: sulfotransferase activity. Gene Ontology annotation, cellular component: membrane. The transcript has 5 exons.
CUCACUGAAUGGCUGACAUUGGACAGCAUGCACCACCAGUGGCUUCUGUUGGCUGCGUGUUUUUGGGUGAUUUUCAUGUUUAUGGUGGCUAGCAAGUUCAUCACGCUGACCUUUAAAGAUCCUGAUGUAUACAGUGCCAAACAGGAGAUUCUGUUCCUGACAACCAUGCCGGAUGUGGGCAAGCUGCCAGUGGAGAAACACUUCCCCAAGGAACUGAAGCCAACUGGAAAAGAGCUUUCCGAGAGCCGGUUUGUUCAGCCCCUGGUCUACAUGGAGCGCCUGGAACUCAUCCGGAAUGUCUGCAGAGAUGAAGCACUGAAGAAUCUCUCCCACACAGCUGUCUCCAAGUUUGUCCUGGACCGAAUCUUUGUUUGUGACAAGCACAAGAUUCUCUUCUGCCAGACUCCCAAAGUGGGCAACACUCAGUGGAAGAAAGUGCUGAUCGUUUUGAAUGGAGCAUUUCCUUCCAUCGAAGAGAUCCCUGAAAAUGUUGUCCAUGACCAUGAGAAGAAUGGCCUCCCCCGUCUGUCUUCCUUCAGUGAUGCAGAGAUUCAGAAGCGAUUGAAAACGUACUUCAAGUUUUUUAUUGUAAGAGAUCCCUUUGAAAGACUUAUUUCUGCAUUCAAGGACAAGUUUGUCCACAAUCCUCGGUUUGAACCUUGGUAUAGGCAUGAGAUUGCCCCUGGCAUCAUCAGGAAAUACAGGAGGAACCGCACAGAGACGCGGGGGAUCCAGUUUGAGGAUUUUGUGCGUUAUCUGGGAGAUCCAAACCACAGAUGGUUGGAUCUCCAGUUUGGGGACCACAUCAUCCACUGGGUGACCUAUGUAGAACUGUGCGCACCCUGCGAGAUCAAAUACAGUGUGAUUGGGCACCACGAGACGCUGGAGGACGAUGCUCCGUAUAUCUUAAAAGAAGCUGGGAUAGACCAUCUUGUGUCCUACCCAACCAUCCCUCCGGGCAUUACCGUGUAUAAUAAAACCAAGGUGAAGCACUACUUCCUGGGCAUAAGCAAACGGGACAUCCGGCGCCUGUAUGCACGUUUUGAAGGGGACUUUAAGCUCUUUGGGUAUCCAAAACCAGAUUUCUUGCUAAACUAAUGCCUAGGACCUGUGAAUUCAAAUAUCUUUGUUAGACCAGGGCUAACCAGGUGGAGAUCUGAGCACAGAAAUAACACGUCCUC